This is a messenger RNA of Suillus subaureus, 705 nucleotides long. RefSeq names its product thioredoxin-like protein. NCBI's taxonomy places the organism in Eukaryota, Fungi, Basidiomycota, Agaricomycetes, Boletales, Suillaceae. The transcript is spliced from 4 exons. Bases 1 to 705 code for a protein of 234 amino acids. The record is from RefSeq and is a predicted model, not a curated record. Gene Ontology annotation, molecular function: oxidoreductase activity.
AUGUCCGAUUCAGACUCUACCCUAUCCCCUGAACCUCAGCGCACUAUUAAAAUCAUCUUCAUCUCGGAUUAUCUCUGCGCCUUUUGCUACAUCGGGAAUAAGUCGCUCAAAGACGCUAUUGCCGGGUGUCGUGACCUGGAUGUACGUUUCGACGUGGAAUUCCGGCCAUUUACCCUCCUCUGCCAAUCAUCCGUACCCGAGACCCCCAAAGUGAAAGGUGAAAAGGCGCCAAAUCGCUGGAAUUAUCUCGUUCGGAAGUUGGGUAAAGAGCAAGCGGAAAGCAAGUGGAAAAUGAUCGAAGAAUUGGCAGAGAAAGCUGGCUUACCGAUUACGCAAGACGGAAUUGUGGCCCGUUCUACUCUCGCCCACAGACUGUCUGUGAAAGCAUAUAAAGUUGGCGGGCAAGCCAUGCAAGGCCGCCUCAACGAUAUUUUAUUUAAGGCCGUUUUCACCGACUGCCAGGACGUCAGUGACGUCGAGUUUCUUGCCGAUGCAGCAGAGAAAGUUGGCUUGAUGAACAAGACAGAGGCUACUACAUUCUUGCAAGAUACUGAUUGCAAGAACUGCGUCAAUCAAAUGAUUGAAGCUGCUCGGGCGAGCGGUGUGAAUGGCGUGCCCUCCAUCAUUAUUGAUGGAAAAUGGGCUUUGAAUGGCGUACAAUCUACAGAGUGUUACCUUCAGGUGAGCAAGACUCGUUCAUUUUAA